CCGCCGUUGUUCCGUUCAGAGAAGCUCAACAUGGCAUCCGACGGGACACCGGUAGCCGAGGCUCUCCCGACGGAGCUGGGAAAUGCAAUCGCGGCUUUGAAUUCAUGGAGCAACCCGGACCUUCAGACCAAGCUGGCCGAGCUCGGAGCCCCAAAUAUGGGUCCUCGGGAGGAGCUCAUAGACAGACUGAAGGGCUACAUGAUCCAGACCGGAAUCAUCCUCAACAAACCAAAUGAUGACAAAAUGGCCUCUCAGGUGAGAUCUUCAUAUGUCACGAUGCCGGUGAUUCCAUCUAUGCCCCCCAUGCCCAUGCCGCCAAUGCCUCCGGGCAUGAGCAUGCUCCAGCCUCUGCCCAUGAUGACCCCGGGAGGCCCCCCUCCGCCCGGCAUUCCCAUGGGGAUGGACCACGCUCCUCUACCUCCUCCGGGCAUGUCCCAGGACGAUCAGCUGAAGAUGGCUCAGCAGAGAGCAGCCAUGGUUUUGCAGCAGGAGGAACGGGCCAAGCAGCAGGCUGCAGUGAUGAUGGAACACCAGGAGAUGGCCAAGAUGCAGACAAGAUCCAUGACCUCCAUGGGCGAUAUCAGAGGCAUGGAUCCUCGAGGUCCCCUUCCCCCUGGUGUCAGCAUGCUGCCCCAGAAACAGAGGGUGCCUCCUCCCCCAGGAGAGGAUAACAAGGAGGUCUGGCAGAGCGAGGAGGUGGGCAUCGGUGGGCCUAAAAUCCCGCAGGUCCUGGAGAAGAUCCUCCAGCUGAAGGAGAUCAGACAGGAGCAGCUCACUGAUGUAACAGCCGAAGAAGACGAUUACGGAGGAGAGAUGGAUCCAUCCAACUCCUCCCAAGCGAUGUCGGAGACAGAAGACGACGGCCAGAUGUCCAAGAAAGACAAAAACCGCAAACGCAGGAACCGCAAGAAGAAGAGCAAGAAGAAGCGAGCGCUGGAAAAGAAGGAGCAGGCCGAGCAGCACCAGCAGCAGAAGGAGGGCAGCGAGAAGGAGAAGGAGAAAGACAAGGAGAAGGACAAGGACAAAGGAAAGGAGCCAGAGGUGGAGAUCGAGUACGUGGCUGAAGAGCCUGAGAUUUAUGACCCCAACUUCAUCUUCUUCAAGAGGAUCUUUGAAGCUUUUAAGCUAACCGACGACGUGAAGAAAGAGAAGGAGAAGGAGCCGGAGAAGGCGGAGAAGCAGGAGGCCGUUGGCAUGUUGCGGAAAAAGGGCUUCGAGCUGGAGAGGAAGGACAGCGACGACAGCGACGAGGAGGCCAAGACGGACGUCCCCAAGCUGUCCAAGAAGAAGCUGAGGAGGAUGAACCGGCUGACUGUGGCUGAGCUCAAACAGCUGGUCGCUCGCCCAGAUGUGGUGGAGAUGCACGACGUGACGGCCCAGGAGCCCAAGCUACUGGUGCACCUGAAGGCCACCAGGAACACGGUGCCGGUGCCGCGCCACUGGUGCUUCAAAAGAAAGUAUCUGCAGGGAAAGAGGGGCAUCGAGAAGCCCCCGUUCGAGUUGCCAGAGUUCAUCAGGAGGACGGGGAUCCAGGAGAUGAGGGAGGCUCUGCAGGAGAAGGAGGAUGCCAAAAGCAUGAAAACCAAAAUGAGGGAGAAGGUCCGACCCAAGAUGGGGAAGAUUGACAUCGACUACCAGAAGCUCCACGACGCUUUCUUCAAGUGGCAGAUCAAACCUAAGCUCACCAUCCAUGGAGAUCUUUACUACGAGGGUAAAGAGUUUGAAACCCGGCUGAAGGAGAAGAAGCCCGGAGAUCUGUCAGACGAGCUGCGGAUCGCUCUGGGGAUGCCGGUCGGACCUAACGCUCACAAGGUGCCGCCUCCCUGGUUGAUAGCCAUGCAGCGGUACGGCCCCCCUCCCUCCUACCCUAACCUCAAGAUUCCUGGACUCAACUCCCCAAUCCCAGAGAACUGUACGUUUGGUUAUCACGCCGGUGGAUGGGGGAAGCCGCCCGUAGACGAGAUGGGCAAGCCGCUGUACGGCGACGUGUUUGGGACCAACGCCACAGACUUCCAGGCCAAAGCAGAGGAGGAGGAGGUGGACCACACACCGUGGGGGGAGCUGGAGCCUUCGGACGAGGAGUCGUCAGAGGAAGAGGAGGAGGAGGAGAGCGACGAAGAGAAGCCCGACGAAACCGGAUUCUUCACGCCAGCAGACAGCGGGUUGAUCACCCCUGGAGGCAUCACAUCGGUGCCGGCCGGCAUGGAGACCCCGGAGCUGAUCGAGCUGAGAAAGAAGAAGAUCGAGGAAGCCAUGGACGGGAACGAGACGCCUCAGCUUUUCACCGUUCUGCCAGAGAGACGAACGGGCCCCGUGGGAGCAGCCAUGAUGGCCUCCACACACAUCUACGAAAUGUCGGGGGUGGGACGCAAGGCGGGCGGCGGGCAGGAGUCUCAGGGCGUGGAGGUGGCCCUGGCCCCCGAGGAGUUGGAGCUGGACCCGAUGGCCAUGACUCAGAAAUACGAGGAGCACGUGAGAGAGCAGCAGGCCCAGGUGGAGAAGGAGGACUUCAGCGACAUGGUGGCUGAGCACGCCGCCAAACAGAAGCAGAAAAAGAGGAAGGCCCAGCCGCAGGACACGCGAGGCGGCGCCAAGAAAUACAAAGAGUUCAAGUUCUAGAGAAACGCCAACGGCAGGCCAGACGCCGCAACAACGGGAUGUGAAAAGGAGAGACGGGAUCCGAUUUCACUUGCAGAGGACGUCGAUGUUGGAUCACAGACGGGUUUUUGUUCCCUUUUUUUAAAAAGUACGCAUCAACAAUGCCGUCUGGCCACAUGUCGUGUAGUCGACGUCACGUGCAUUUCCUGUUUAACUUGUAACUUUUUAGCUCUGCGCUGUUUUCCACCACGUUAUUCUUCUGUUAUUUUGUUUUUUUUUUCUGGAUUUUUUUUGUAAAUAAAUGAUGUGAAGACAAAAACGUCUA
Fundulus heteroclitus (mummichog) is the source of this 2923-nucleotide messenger RNA. RefSeq names its product splicing factor 3b, subunit 2 (gene sf3b2). The coding region runs from base 31 to 2619 and encodes 862 amino acids. The record is from RefSeq and is a predicted model, not a curated record. Gene Ontology annotation, biological process: mRNA splicing, via spliceosome. The transcript has 21 exons. Gene Ontology annotation, cellular component: catalytic step 2 spliceosome; U12-type spliceosomal complex; nucleus. Lineage: Eukaryota; Metazoa; Chordata; Actinopteri; Cyprinodontiformes; Fundulidae.